ACGGUGCCAGGCUGGGCUUUACCCCCGGGACCCUCACACCGCCACCACCGAGGAGUUCCGGGCACAAGGGGUGUCCCGGCCCUAGCUGUCCCCAUGGCCCACAGCCGGGCCGAUCCCGGGCUGCCCCGGCCCAGCUCCCUCUCCCGGCCUGGCGCGCUCCGUGCCCUGCCAUCUUGCGCCUGUGAAUAAUUCACCGUCCCUGUCCCCGUUGUUUCCUUGCAGGUAUUUAUAGCCCGUGAUCACGUCUCCUUGGAGGCAGCUCGCUCGGCCGCCGUGUAAAUUUAGCUCCCGUCGUCUCUCACAUGUCAUGCCCUCCAGCCCUUGCAGGAGCCCUUCCAUGCGGGCCCGGAGCCCGCACGUCCCCCUCCAUCGCUGCCCCACGGCUGGGCAGCGGUGCUGGCCGUGCCGUGCCGUGCCGUGCCCGGUGUGCCCCGGAGGCCGGGGCAGCUCGGCUUCCCUCCGGCAGCUGCGCGGGGCCACCGAGCCCUUCAGCUGCCGCGGCACGGGGGACGCUUUGAAAUUCCUGGGCUGCCAUCUGUGCUAUGCAAAUGCCCCGAUCUGACGGCUGCUGCGGACCCGCUUCCGGACCCAGCGCUGGAGCUGUUGUUAUCCCGCUGCUCGUCCCGGAGCCACGUUCGAGGAGCACGAACAUCGCCCUUCUCCUGCCGCCCCCUUGACAGCCAGCCCUGUGCUCUGCCCAGUGAGGAGGGAACGGGGCAGCUCUGCCCUCGGCGGGUGGAUGCUUCUUCCACGAGGUCACCUCCAGUCCCCAGGGUGCUCGGCCUGGCUGCCGGUGUCACGGUGCCCCUGUCCUCGCCGGGAUACGGAGCCAGGCCCGGGACUGCAGCACACGGGCCGGCUGUGCUGUGCACAGGCUUCGUUGGCUCUGACAUGUGAUCCUCGCUACAGGAAGGACGCGGCGAAUGCGUCGUCCCCCGGGGCUGCCUGCCUCGACCUUGUGGGAAGAGGUCAUGAGCAAGGAUGUCCCACAUCCUCCUUGAAAAUGCCAGUGAAAUGCUCCCCUUUUCCUGCGCCAGCAGCGUGCUGUGGAUUCCCAGGUGUCUCCAAGCAUCCCGAGUGCUCCAGAGCACUCAUUGCUGGAGGUCUUGCCGAUGAACCUCAUGGAAAAUUGCGUGUUGCCUGCCUGGAAUUCCCUGCCUGGUGCCAACUCGGGGUAUAUUUAAGCGAGUGUCACACCCGGCCACCGAGGGCUGCAUCGGCAGCACCGUCUGCACCCACGCAGCCCAGGGCAAACGCUUGGCCGGAGGAAGUGAAGCAAGAGCUGGUUUACACCUAUAGGGACGGACCAGCACUGGCUCCAUCGCCGAUCCCCGCCGCCACGGGGAGCAUCACUCCGCUGCUCUUCCUCCCCUCGCUCCUUCGGAAGACGCGGGUAAUAAUCCCCAUCACCUAUUUGCGAGGCUGUUGUGAAUUUUCAUGAGCUCCCAUCUGAACGGGGCUUUGAGCAGGAAAACUGCUGUAUCAGCUCUAGGCAAUGAUAAACAAUACUCAGCAUUUACAUAUUCAAAGCACUUUGAUUAACUCUUGGGGUUUGAGGACUUGAGUCGAUUCCCACCCGACCGUAAUGGCAGCUGGACGGGGCGAGGGACGGCGCUGGGGGAGAGCUGAGGGGAGAGCUGGGGGUUCACUCCGCCGGGAGAAACCCCCGACAAAGUCACGCAAAGCACCUCCUGCCUUAAAUCCCUGCCUGGAACGGAGGAAAAAUAAAUCCGGCUGGUCCCCGCCUGCGGGAAGGGGCAGAUCCCGCCAUGCGGAGCGGGCGCCGAGCUGGAGUAUCAGCGGUUCUGCCGCAGACGCUGUAACCAGGUGUUAAAUAGCUGUGAAAUGCUAACUUGAUUCAUGCAGGAAUUGCCAAAUAAAGGA
Messenger RNA from Pyrgilauda ruficollis (rufous-necked snowfinch), 1884 nucleotides. RefSeq lists its product as uncharacterized. The coding region runs from base 740 to 1441 and encodes 233 amino acids. The transcript has 4 exons. NCBI's taxonomy places the organism in Eukaryota, Metazoa, Chordata, Aves, Passeriformes, Passeridae. The record is from RefSeq and is a predicted model, not a curated record.